GAAACUAACACUCGACUCUUUCUGCCAGCCACGCCAGUCACCCAGCAGGCCCGCAGGCAGUGAGAGGCGAGGCGGAGGGACUGUCGGACAAACUGUAAACUUAAGUCAAAAAGCGACUAAAGUCCCCAAACUCCCAGGCUUGAAGAGGCUGCACACGGUUCAUCCUUUCUGGCUGCUUCAAGGAAGGAUACGCUGCUGGACAUGUGAAUUUUAAAGGAGAUACUUGCCCACAGCACAACAAUGAAACCAACCACUGCCCCGUGUUGCUUCGGCUUGCUCCUGACUUGCCUCUUGUUCGGGUCGAGCUCUUCACAAUCAGUAUGUGCUGGUACGGAGAACAAGCUGAGCACCCUGUCGGACCUGGAGCAGCAGUACCGCACCCUGAGGAAGUACUACGAGAACUGUGAGGUCGUCAUGGGCAACCUCGAGAUCACGAGCAUCGACCGCAGCCGGGACCUCACCUUCCUCAGAUCUAUCCGAGAGGUGACUGGCUAUGUGUUGGUGGCUCUGAACCAGUUCGACUACCUGCCUUUGGAGAACCUAAGGAUCAUCCGAGGAACCAAGCUGUAUGAGGACAGCUACUCCCUCGCUAUCUUCCUCAACUACAGACGGGACGGAAACUUCGGCCUGCGGCAGCUCGGUCUGAAGAACCUCACAGAGAUCCUGAGUGGAGGAGUCUAUGUCGACAAGAACAAGUUCUUGUGUCACGCCGACACAAUCCACUGGCAGGACAUCGUCAAAAACCCUCGCAUGCAUCCAGUGGUGGUGCCCACCAACAGCAGCGUCUCAUGUCAAAAAUGCAAUCGUUCCUGUAAUGGCCGCUGCUGGGGACCCAAAGAGGACCAGUGUCAGAGCCUAACUAAGACGGUGUGUGCCGAGCAGUGUGACGGCCGAUGCUUCGGUCCCUACGUUAGUGACUGCUGCCAUCGUGAGUGUGCAGGUGGUUGCUAUGGACCAAAGGACACAGACUGCUUUGCUUGCACCAACUUCAAUGACAGUGGGGCGUGUGUGACCCAGUGCCCCCAGCCCUUCGUCUACAACCCCACCACCUUCCAACUGGAGCACAACCCCAGGGCCAAGUACACCUACGGAGCCUUCUGUGUCAAGAAAUGUCCUCAUAACUUUGUGGUGGACCACAGCUCCUGUGUGAGAGCGUGCCCCAGCAACAAGAUGGAGGUGGAGGAGAACCGCAUUAAGAUGUGCAUCCCCUGUACAGACAUCUGCCCCAAAGCGUGUGACGGCAUCGGGACCGCCAGCCUUCAGACGGCUCAGACGGUCGACUCCAGCAACAUCGACAAGUUCGUCAACUGCACCAAAAUCAAUGGCAACCUGGUGUUCCUCAUCACUGGGAUCAAAGGGGACGUAUAUCACAACAUCGAAGCUUUGGACCCAGAAAAACUAAAUGUAUUCCGCACCGUUCGGGAGAUCACAGGCUUCCUGAACAUCCAGUCGUGGCCUGACAACAUGACAGACCUCAGUGUUUUCUCCAACCUGGCAACCAUUGGGGGGAGAGCGCUGUACAGUGGGAUCUCCCUCCUGGUGCUGAAGCAGCAGGGCAUCUCGUCUCUGCAGCUCCAGUCUCUGAGAGAGAUCAGCGCCGGGAACGUCCACAUCGCAGAGAACAGCCAGCUCUGCUACUACAACACGGUCAACUGGACCCGGCUGUUCCGAGCCCCCAACCAGAAGGUUCUGAUCCGCAACAACCAGAGCCCUCAGAAGUGCUCUAAGGGCCGCAUGGUGUGUGACCCGCUGUGUUCGGACUCGGGCUGUUGGGGUCCCGGCCCAGACCAGUGUCUCUCCUGCAGACACUUCAGCCGUGGACGCACCUGCGUGGACACCUGCAACCUUUAUCAAGGGGACAUCAGGGAGUACGCCAACGGCUCGGUGUGUGUGGAGUGUGAUGGUCAGUGUGAGCGAGCUGACGACGACUCUCUGACCUGCAACGGUCCGGGACCAGAACACUGUGUGAAAUGCCUCCACUUUAAGGACGGUCCUAACUGUGUAGAGAAGUGUCCUGAUGGGCUGCAAGGAGCCAACAGCUUCAUCUUCAAGUACGCAGAAGCAAACAACGAAUGUCACCCCUGCCACGUCAACUGCACCCAGGGGUGCAUUGGACCAAGACUGCAAGACUGUAUUGGCUGGAUGGACAGAACCCCUCUGAUCGCAGCAGGGGUUAUCGGCGGCCUCUUCUUGGUGGUGAUCAUGGUGCUGAGCGUAGCGGUGUCUGUGCGCCGGAAGAACAUUAAGAAGAAGAGAGCACUCCGACGCUUCCUGGAGACAGAGCUGGUGGAACCUUUAACACCCAGUGGAACAGCUCCCAACCAAGCCCAGCUACGGAUCCUCAAAGAGACGGAGCUCAAACGGGUGAAGAUCCUCGGCUCCGGGGCCUUCGGAACCGUUUACAAGGGUAUCUGGGUUCCAGAGGGUGAAACUGUGAAGAUUCCUGUCGCCAUUAAAAUCCUAAAUGAGGCAACGGGACCCAAGGCUAACGUGGAGUUCAUGGACGAGGCCCUGAUCAUGGCGAGCAUGGAGCACCCCCACCUGGUGCGCCUGCUGGGCGUCUGCCUGAGUCCCACCAUCCAGCUGGUCACACAGCUGAUGCCUCAUGGGUGCCUGCUCGACUAUGUCCACGAGCACAAGGACAACAUCGGAUCCCAGCUGUUGCUCAAUUGGUGUGUCCAGAUUGCCAAGGGCAUGAUGUACCUGGAGGAGCGGCGGCUGGUCCACAGAGAUCUGGCGGCCCGUAACGUGCUGGUUAAAUCUCCAAACCACAUUAAGAUCACUGACUUCGGCCUGGCUCGCCUGCUGGAUGUUAAUGAGAAGGAAUAUAAUGCUGAUGGAGGAAAGAUGCCCAUUAAGUGGAUGGCUCUGGAGUGCAUCCACUACAGGAAGUUCACCCACCAGAGUGACGUCUGGAGCUACGGGGUAACCAUCUGGGAGGUGAUGACCUUUGGAGGGAAACCAUACGAUGGGAUUUCCACCAGAGACAUCCCGGACCUGCUGGAGAAAGGAGAGCGUCUCCCACAGCCGCCAAUCUGCACCAUCGACGUCUACAUGGUCAUGGUCAAAUGCUGGAUGAUCGAUGCAGACAGUCGGCCCAAGUUCAAGGAGCUGGCUGCAGAGUUCAGUCGGAUGGCUCGUGAUCCUCAGAGAUACCUGGUCAUCCAGGGUGACGACUGCAUGAAGCUGCCGAGUCCCAACGACUCCAAGUUCUUCCAGAGCCUCCUGAACGAGGAGGAGCUGGAGGACCUGAUGGAUGCUGAGGAGUACCUGGUGCCCCACUCCUUCAACAUCCCCCCGCUGGCCUACACGCCCCGCGCACACAUGGACUCCAACAAGAACCAAUACGGGUACCAGGACGCCAGUUUCAGCAUGGAGGACAUGCUGGCCACGCUCCCCAGAGUGGUCUCUGUUCCCCCCGUGUCUGGGAGCUGCCUCCCUCCCCAGGACCUGUCCUCAGGGGGGGGGAUCGGUGGGGGGUUCGGCCGCGGUAACCAGGACGACCCUCGCUGCAACGGGACCCUGAGGAAGAAGGCGUCCCCGAGGACCGGUCCCCUCACCGCAGGACAAGGUAGACAGAGUGGAGUGGAGGACAGUAACGGACAGCGUUACAGCGCCGACCCCACCGGUCUGUUGGCAGAACGAGGAGCGAAAGGAGAAAAGGAGCAGGACGGCUACAUGACUGCCAAGAGAGACAAGAAUAACUCAGACUAUCUCAACCCGGUGGAGGAAAACCCCUUCGUCACGCGCCGUAGGAACGGCGACGCCCACGCCGUGAUCGACGGAGCGAGCUGCCACACCCUGCACAUGUCCGGAGCUGCCGCCGCCGCCAUCGCCGCCCCCACGAGCCAGUCCAUCCUCGGGGACGACGAGUACAUCAACGAGCCUCUGUACCUGAACACCUUCCUCAACCCCGGGGACAAGAACGGGCUGGCCGGCGCCGUCUCCAUCUCCUCCGCCGCCCAAUCAGUAUCGCAGACGGUCAACCCGUCCGCAUCCAGCCACGCCGUCUCCGUCUCCUCCUCCUCCGGGUACGCCGUCCCCCCCGGCCACCUCCCGCACCCGUCGUACCCGUCACACACCCUGCACCCGGGGCAUUCAGGACACGCUCUGCACUCGGGCAUCACCAGCAGCACCAUCAUGUUCGAUAAGAAAGGCAAGAAGGCCACUUUUGACAAUCCUGAGUACUGGCAGCACAGCCUGCCGCCCAAGUCCUCGCUGCUGCACAACCCGGAGUACCUGCAGGACUGCAGCACGCGCUUCUUCUACCGGCAGAACGGACGCAUUCGCCCCGCCGUGGCCGAGAACCAGGAGUAUUUGUCCGAGGCGGCCAUGAAAGCCGGAAACGUGCUCCCACCCCCUCCAUACAGACAGAGGAACACUGUAGUGUAGUGAGCAACCUGUAGCACAACGGAGGGAUCAGGGUGGAGAUACAUGGAUGCUGAAGGAACAGUCCGGUAGAAGAGCCUGAUAAUGUAAUAAAUUCCCG
Messenger RNA from Centropristis striata (black sea bass), 4489 nucleotides. Its product is annotated as receptor tyrosine-protein kinase erbB-4-like. Gene Ontology annotation, molecular function: ATP binding; epidermal growth factor receptor binding; transmembrane receptor protein tyrosine kinase activity. NCBI's taxonomy places the organism in Eukaryota, Metazoa, Chordata, Actinopteri, Perciformes, Serranidae. Bases 241 to 4392 code for a protein of 1383 amino acids. Gene Ontology annotation, cellular component: basal plasma membrane; signaling receptor complex. The transcript has 28 exons. Gene Ontology annotation, biological process: multicellular organism development; positive regulation of kinase activity; positive regulation of cell population proliferation. The record is from RefSeq and is a predicted model, not a curated record.